This is a messenger RNA of Schistocerca americana (American grasshopper), 1455 nucleotides long. RefSeq names its product protein yellow-like. Lineage: Eukaryota; Metazoa; Arthropoda; Insecta; Orthoptera; Acrididae. The transcript is spliced from 5 exons. Gene Ontology annotation, cellular component: extracellular region. The record is from RefSeq and is a predicted model, not a curated record. Bases 10 to 1326 code for a protein of 438 amino acids.
AGUUACGAGAUGGGACCUCGCGUGUCGGCGCUCGCGUUGCUGGUGCUGCUGCUGGUGGCGGCUGGUGGCGCUCACCACAGGUCGAGCCACGCCACGAGGCACGGCGGUCGAGUCAGAGCGGCCCACAGGGCCGGCAAGGCGUCCCCAGUGGCGAGGAGCAAGGGCGCUUCCGAGGAGCCGCUGCUGGUCACCAUCAAGGCCUGCAAAGAGCUCGAAUUCGACUUCGGAGACGACGGGGCGUUGGAAAAGGAAAUGAAGGCAACCGGACGCUACGACCCUAAAAUGCUCGCUGGAUACGACGUAACAAUGGACAAUCACCAGCGUAACCGCAUAUUCGUGACGACGCCUCUUGCCCGCCGCGGCAUCCCAGUGACGCUGAGCACCAUCCCCUAUGACGGAGAGCAGAGUCCGCGCCUGAAGCCCUACCCCAACCUGGAAAUCCACCACACCACCGAAGACUCCAUCACCGACUGCAACACCCAGCUGGUGGACGUCAUCAGAACGACGAAAACAUCGGCGGAUGAUGAUACUCUAUACGCCCUCGACAGCGGUGCUUUGGACCUGUGUACGAUUUCCAAAGACGUGUGUCCACCAAAAAUUGUCAUCUUCGACCUGCGAACAGAUGAGAUCAUCAAGUCCGUACAAAUCCAGAACGCAUACUGCGAUUCAUGGUACACCUAUUUGUGGGUGGACGCGUGUCCAGAUGGUAGCUUGACGGCCUACAGCUCCGACCCCAGAGGCAACGUACUGUCGGUGACGGACCUCAACACUGGAGUCUCCAAAUUCCUGCAGAGCCAGUACUUCCACCCCAAGCCGGGCUUCUUCUUCAGCAAAGCGGGUGGGCCUGCCUACUACUUGCCGGCCGGCCUCAUUGGAGUGACGGCCGACGACAGCUGCGAUGGGAAACUCUACUUCCAGGCGUUCGCCAGCAACAUCCAGGGCGUUGUCGACAAGCAGGUCAUCCGAGAUGCACGCGACUGGGACGUUUUGGACAUCAAGACGCAGGUUGAUCUGCCAGGAGAAUUAUCUGGGCAGAGUGGAGUAAUGGUGGUGGACCCAAAGGGACAGCGGCUAUUCUUCCCUGUGCUCGAUGAAUUGGCCAUCUACUGUUGGAACACGAGCAAGCCUCACGAUCCAAGGAACUUCCGCAUGAUAGUUCAAGACGAAGAACGUCUACAGUUUGUCAGCAGCAUCAACAUAGAUCCCAAAACACAACGAUUGUAUAUAAUGAGCGAUCGAAUGACAUCAUAUCUGUCAAAUACGACCAACUACUCUGAGGACAACUACCGGAUUUUGUAUAUUGACAUAAAGAAUAUAGAAUGUUAGUUUUGUGUACCAACUGAUUUUGUUUUGUGAAUUUGUGAAGGAAGUUACUGCAUCAGCAAGAUUUAACUAAUGUAAUUACCACUGUAUGAAAUAUUGCUAAGAAUUAAAUACAGAAACUGCAAAAAUUUA